GGGUGUACUACGAGGGUUCGGGUCAAAAAAGAAGAAAAGAAAAAAAGAGUGUACUUGGGUUCGGCGAUCCGCCGUGUCGCUGACCACUCACCGAUCGGUCCCGGAGCCGGCGGCGACCGCGAUGCCCGGGAAGAAGAAUGCGGAGCCGGCGCCUGCCGCCGUCCCGCCCCAGCCCGCGCCGAUGCCGCCUGUCAAGGUGUUUAGGUUGAACGAUGGCGGUGGAUGGGACGACUAUGGGGCCGGCCGUGUCACCAUCGACCACCUCGAGGGAUCGGCAUCGGAGAAGGAGAUCGCUCUGGCUGUCAUAGACGCGGAGAAUAAGGAGACGAUGCUCUUGCAUCUCAUCACCCCGGACGACAUUUACCGGAGGCGCCAAGGGACGUUCAUCUCGUGGUUCGAUCCCGAGACCGGCUUGUCCAUCUCCUUGAGCUUCCUAGACGCGGCGGCGUGCUCCAAUGUGUGGGACACCAUCUGCCAAGUGCAGAGAAAACUGAGGCCUGAUGGUUGGUAGUGGCGCCGAUGGUAGCUCCUCAAGAAACAGUUUGCCCUAUGAAGUGAAGCUAAUGAGUUAGGAAAUUUACCAAUGAAAAUUAACCUCUGUUGUUUUCUUCAGGAUUUAUUGAAUUAGGAUGCCCUUUUUUCGCAGCGCCAUGUGCAGAGCACACACCGUCAAUUUUAUGUAAUAAUAAACAUCACCUCUGUUGUGAUUAUUAUUUUUGAGCUGCAUCAA
Messenger RNA from Triticum dicoccoides, 730 nucleotides. Its product is annotated as serine/threonine-protein phosphatase 4 regulatory subunit 3-B-like. Gene Ontology annotation, molecular function: protein phosphatase activator activity. Bases 122 to 511 code for a protein of 129 amino acids. The transcript has 6 exons. Gene Ontology annotation, cellular component: protein phosphatase 4 complex; nucleoplasm. Gene Ontology annotation, biological process: protein dephosphorylation. The record is from RefSeq and is a predicted model, not a curated record. Lineage: Eukaryota; Viridiplantae; Streptophyta; Magnoliopsida; Poales; Poaceae.